Molecule: messenger RNA, 663 nt
Organism: Tuber aestivum (summer truffle)
Lineage: Eukaryota; Fungi; Ascomycota; Pezizomycetes; Pezizales; Tuberaceae
Source: the annotation of a GenBank genome assembly
AUGCUUUCGCCUACGGGUAUAGCAGAUGGUACCAACACUUCUGCAAUGGGAGAGCCCAAAAGAACCGGACCAGACCCCGAUGGGCCGAUAGAAAUUCCCGAAUGGGAUUUCCACGAGACAAUCAAGUCCGGUUACUGGUAUGAUAUCCAUAUUCCUCUCCUAGAGUCCUAGAGGGGAAAUUAUUGACUCAGUAGGUUCGUCAAACACUACAUGUCCUGGUGUGACUAUUCGAGGGAUGCAGCGCCGGGGUGGUAUGACAUAGCGUUAGCCUACACACGUUUGAACGUCAGUAUCACUCGCCCUUUCCAAAUGACGGUACCCUUUACCAAAUUCUACAACUUCACUUUCGCCUCGUACGAAUGCUCGGGGGCUGGUGGUGAACUCUGCGCGGCUCUGGAGCUAAAGAUCAACGGUUACCCCAAAUUCAACCUCAACAAAGAUGGCAUCUUUAUUGAGCAGUGGGAUGGUGGAGACCAUAACACGUUCAUAGAAGGCUUUACUCUCUUCGUGGAGGAGUUCCUGGGUAAGAAGUUCCUGGGAAAUAGAGAGCUCAUGGACCUUUCCGCGCCUCGGAGUGCAGAGGCGAGGAAGGCGGCUGAGGAGGACACUCAGAAAUGGGACCCAGACACCGCUAUCCUUCCUGAGAGGGCGCGGGCGGAAUAG